AUGGCGACUAGAGGAGAUCAGUAUGGAGCUCCUCGUGGAGGAGGACCAUCUAGAGGAGGUGGUCCAUCUUCCCGCGGAAACUCUCGCAGUGGAGGAUCAAAUCGGGGUGGCGGAAAUCAAGGUGGCCCUUACCCUCCUGGACCUGGAAAUUUCGGGCCAGGUUACGGAGCAGGAACUGCAUAUGAGGCUUAUGGUAAUUAUGGUUACGGAGCUGGAUAUGGUCAAGGUCCUGAAGCUUUCGGAGAAGCAGCUCCACCAGGGUAUGGUUUUCCUGGUUAUACAGGAUUUCCACCUCUGCCAAUACAAGGCGGACCUCCACCUUCCCCACUCGACGAAGAGAUACAGAUUGUGAUAGGUGAAAUCCAAAAUGAAAUUGCAUCGUUUGAACAAGCUGGUGAAUGGGGGGAACAAUUUAAAAAUGCUCGUAGAUUAUUGAUAUCAGAAUCUGAAAAGUUGGAGAAUAGUAUUGACCCCGAGUGGUUAGAAGUUGAUAUUCAAAAACCAAUUAAAGUUAUUAAGAAAGUUUUAGUGCCUGUUUAUCGCUAUCCUAAGUUUAACUUCGUUGGUAAAAUUCUCGGACCUAAAGGUGCUACUUUACAAACCCUUUCGAAAACGCAUAAGUGCCAUAUAUACGUGUUAGGGAGAGGAUCCACUAAGGAUCAAAGAAAAGAAAAUGAGCUUUUAAUGACCGGUGAUCCUCAGUAUGCUCAUUACGGAGGUCCUUUGCAUGUUAAGAUUGAAACUAUAGCACCAGCUCAUAUUGCUUACCAAAGAGUGACAUCAGUUUUGGAAGAACUCAGUAAAAUAUUACAGCCGAUCCGUGAAGACACAACGCCAGCUCAUCUGAAGACAGAUGGUUCCGGUUCCGGAGAAGGAAACAAUGACGAUUCUAAUAAUCAAAUGCCUGACAUGUCCAUGAAAGACAAUAUGAAUAAUGGAAUGAACAUGGGAGGAAAUGUAGUAGGAGGAGGAGGCCCUAUGCGAUCGAAUCGCGGAAUGUCUCGAGGACGUGUAGCCCGGGGUAGAGGAGGGCGUGGCAUUCCAUAUUAG
This is a messenger RNA of Auanema sp. JU1783, 1050 nucleotides long. The record is from the annotation of a GenBank genome assembly. NCBI's taxonomy places the organism in Eukaryota, Metazoa, Nematoda, Chromadorea, Rhabditida, Rhabditidae.